Lathyrus sativus (Indian pea) is the source of this 1113-nucleotide messenger RNA. The record is from the annotation of a GenBank genome assembly. NCBI's taxonomy places the organism in Eukaryota, Viridiplantae, Streptophyta, Magnoliopsida, Fabales, Fabaceae.
AUGGCGGCCGCCCCUAAUUUCGGGGUAACCCUUUUCCGUUUUCUUCGCCACCUUCCUCAACCCGUCGCCGAAACCCCUCAACCUCUUCUCUUCCAAUCCGCACACCCACACGCCAAUCCCAAUGGCGUCUCUUUUUCUUCCUCAUUCACUCGUAAAUCAUGGUCUCUUUCUUCUCCUUCCUCUUCUUUCAAAUUCCGACCUCUUCCUCUUCUUUCCACUCCCGAUCUUUCUCCUCCUAAAGCAACUUCCGAAAGCGCCGGUGAAUCUGCAGACUCUAAUUCUCUGCUCAAAACUCUUCAACUUGGAUCCUUGUUCGGAUUGUGGUACCUCUUCAAUAUCUAUAAUAAACAGGUGUUGAAGGCAUGUCAUUUUACAAUAACUGUUACUGUAGUUCAGUUUGCUGUUGGGACUGUUCUUGUAUCAGUUAUGUGGGCUCUUAAUCUCUACAAGAGGCCUAAGAUCAAUGGCGCUAUGCUUGCAGCUAUAUUUCCACUUGCUAUUGUGCAUGCUUUGGGGAACCUUUUCACCAAUAUGAGUCUUGGAAAGGUGGCUGUGUCUUUUUCUCACACUAUUAAAACUAUGGAGCCUUUCUUUUCUGUUAUCCUUUCUGCCAUGUUUCUUGGAGAGAGGCCUACACCAUGGGUGAUUGGUUCCCUUGUGCCUAUUGUUGGUGGAGUUGCUCUGGCUUCUGUUACUGAGGCCUCUUUCAAUUGGGCUGGGUUUUGGAGUGCAAUGGCUUCCAAUGUGACAAACCAAUCACGUAAUGUUCUUAGCAAAAAGGUCAUGGUUAAACAAGAGGAAUCCUUGGACAACAUAACUCUCUUCUCUAUAAUAACAAUAAUGUCCUUCUUCUUGUUAGCACCUGCAGCUAUCUUCAUGGAGGGUGUCAAAUUCACCCUUGCUUAUCUGCAAUCUGCUGGAUUAAAUAGGGUAUCACCUGUUACUCAUUCCGUAGGCAAUUGUGUGAAGCGUGUUGUGGUUAUUGUGAGCUAUGUGAUCAUCUUCAAAACACCUGUCUCUCAUGUGAAUGCUUUAGGUACUGCUGUUGGUCUUGCUGGUGUUUUCCUCUACUCAAGGGUGAAGCGAAUUAAGUCAAAGCCAAAGGCAGUUUAA